Molecule: messenger RNA, 488 nt
Organism: Mugil cephalus (flathead mullet)
Lineage: Eukaryota; Metazoa; Chordata; Actinopteri; Mugiliformes; Mugilidae
Product: myelin basic protein-like
Exons: 4
Coding region: 35-472 (145 amino acids)
Molecular function (GO): structural constituent of myelin sheath
Source: RefSeq, a predicted model, not a curated record
UAAAGCUUUCAUCUCAAUCACCACUGUCAGCAGCAUGGGGCAGCAUCUAGGAAAGAAGGAGUCGCCCGCAGACAGCAAGGCUCCGUCACCUGAACCCAAAGCAAUGGAGGAAACGGCAGCAACAGCGGCAACAGCGGCAACAGCGGAACCUGAAUCACAAGAUGAAGUCUUUGGCCUGGGUGAGGCAGAUGCGAACCAGAACAAUGGCUGCGUCUCGGAGAAGCCGGCGGUGACUGACUCCACGGGCGCUGAGGGCCCCCGCCAGCCCUGGCUCCCCGCCAGCACAGCUGACCCUGACGCCGCCACACCACGCCCCCACCUGGUCCGCCUCUUCUCCCGAGAUGCCCCGGGGCGAGAGGACAACACCUUCAAAGACCGACCCUCCGAAUCGGACGAGCUGCAGACCAUCCAGGAGCACAGCGGAGCGGCUUCAGAGUGCGGCUCGGAUUGCCCCGAACAGGACCUAGAUUAGGCUAGCUUUUUUUUUU